Molecule: messenger RNA, 3621 nt
Organism: Monopterus albus (swamp eel)
Lineage: Eukaryota; Metazoa; Chordata; Actinopteri; Synbranchiformes; Synbranchidae
Gene: pign
Product: phosphatidylinositol glycan anchor biosynthesis, class N
Exons: 29
Coding region: 469-3270 (933 amino acids)
Biological process (GO): GPI anchor biosynthetic process
Cellular component (GO): endoplasmic reticulum membrane
Molecular function (GO): mannose-ethanolamine phosphotransferase activity
Source: RefSeq, a predicted model, not a curated record
ACAUUCCCAGUGGAAUUGCACAGUAACGCAAAUAAAUAAAUAAUAAAUGAAACUCAGAGCAUUUUUUCAUAAACUAAAAACGUUUUGAGAGAGGCAAAUUGUGACAGAAAGAUCGCUGAGAAAGAAAUAUUUUAACUACUCUACCCACAAUUCAGUUGUAAAGUACAUGUCGACGUCAAACGUCAAAACAUGAUUGUAAACACGGAAGUGUAUGUUCUUGGUGCUGAAUGAUCGUAGACAGAGGGAGAGUUGUUUUUUAAUAUGCACCUAAAUAUUAUUUUUAUAUGUUUUCGUUCGACAAAGCCUUAAUGUGUGAGGUUAUUUACGAAGAUAAAAUGGAAACAAAAUCAGUGUGCCUAUCAGUUGAAGUGCGUAAUGCUAGCUGAUCGUUCAUUCAUUAAUUCGUCUUUUUCAUAAUAGCUUUCCGCUGACAUUACAUACUGAUCCAGUGUGGUGCUGACACUCAAAAUGAAGAUGAUCACCUUCUUCCUGUUUGGACUAGCAGUCCACAUGGUCUUCUUCCUUUCUAUCUUUGACAUCUACUUCACAUCUCCCCUGGUCCACGGCAUGACACCCCAAGCCACAAAACUGCCAGCCCCUGCCUCUAGACUGGUGUUAGUGGUGGCUGAUGGUCUCAGAACAGACAGUUUGUUCACCCCACUCCCCAACGGCUCAUCCAGAGCCCCAUACCUGAGGAGUGUGAUAGAAGAGAGAGGUACCUGGGGUGUGUCACACACGCGCGUGCCCACUGAGUCUCGGCCCGGUCAUGUUGCUCUGAUUGCUGGCUUCUAUGAGGAUGUUAGUGCUGUUGCCAAAGGCUGGAAGGAGAAUCCUGUGGAGUUUGACUCAGUGUUUAAUGAAAGCAGAUACACCUGGUGCUGGGGAAGCCCUGAUAUUCUGCCUAUGUUUGCCAAAGGUGCCAGUGGAGACCAUGUGUAUACCCACACCUACCCAGCUGAGGAGGAGGACUUUGCCUCCACAGAUGCAUCCAGACUCGACACCUGGGUGUUCACUCAAGUCAAAUCAUUUUUUCAGUCAGCGAAGUCUAACUCCAGUCUGAGGUCCAGUUUGCUUGAGGAGAAGAAUGUCUUUUUUCUGCAUCUGCUGGGCAUUGACACAAAUGGACAUGCUCACAGACCAAUGUCACAGGAGUACCUAGACAAUAUUGGUCUAGUAGAUGCCGGUGUAGCUGAGAUGGUUUCUGUAUUUGAUGAAUUCUUUGGUUACGAUGGCAAAACAGCCUAUGUGUUUACCUCUGAUCAUGGCAUGACAAACUGGGGUUCCCACGGUGCAGGCCAUCCCUCUGAGACACUCACUCCUUUAGUGGUGUGGGGAGCUGGAGUUCAUAAUGCUCAGAGAGUCACUGAACCCCAGCCAUACAACGACAGAUACCUACAAGAUUGGAAACUGGAGCACAUCCGUAGGGUUGAUGUCAGCCAGGCUGACAUUGCACCCCUCAUGGCUACUCUCAUUGGUGUGCCCAUUCCUGUCAACUCAGUUGGUGUGUUACCUCAUCCCUACCUUAACAACAGUGACCAGUUCAAGGCAGAAAGCAUGUACACUAAUGCUAUUCAAGUACUACAGCAGUAUAAGGCGAAAAUGACCCAGAAAAAGGAGACAACCUUGUCUUUUCUCUUCACCCCAUACCAACAACUGACUGAGUCAAAACAAGCGGAUUUUAUUCGCAAGGCCAGAAGAUUGAUUCAGCUAGAGAAGUAUGAGGAUGCUAUCUCUCUGUGCCAGUUUCUUAUAUCUCAUGCCCUGAAAGGCCUAGUUUAUUACCAUACCUAUGACAGAUUCUUCCUGGGUUGUAGUGUGGUGCUAGGAUUUGUAGGCUGGAUCUCAUAUGUCAUCGUAGUCAUACUGAAAAUGCACACCGGCCUAAACAGAUGUCCCAAUCUCCACAAACAGAUUCCCAGCCAUACCCUGGCGAGGUUGUGCAUUUGUGUGACAGUUGUAAUCACCGUGUUCCUGCUUAUCCUAAAUAGCCCAGUUACCUACUAUAUUUACUGCCUGCUGCCUGUCCCUGUGUGGUACUCUGUCCUUAAAGAGUCUGGAACUCUUACAGAUUUGAUCCAUUCAGUUCCCUCUUUGCCACUGUGGAAAUGUUUAGGCUAUUUUCUGCUGGUGGCAUUUGGAGUUGAGCUACUGGUGGUGAGUUUUUUUCACCGUGCCGUGUUGACUGUUGGCCUGACUGUCCUCUCUCUCUGGCCCUUCCUUUCGGGGCUUUUUGACAAGAACAAGUUCCGUUCACUGAGCUGGUUUCUGGGCUGUCUGUGUUUGGCUGCUUUCCCCCUGAUGCCUGUUGUGGGUAGAGAGCCUAACAUGCAUCUGGUUACCUGUGCAGGUCUAGUCACCCUCUUCACUUCAGCCUGUUACCUGUGGUCAUCACGACAGAGAACACCGCUGCACCUUUAUGACAGACAGCAGUUUGUCACCCAGAUGUUCCAUGUGGCAGUGUGUGCGUACGUGCCGUACCUCACACACUCCAGCCUGCAGCUCAAACAGGGCCUGCCACUUCUUAAUCAACUCAUCAGCUGGGCCACAUUAGCAUCCUCUAUGCUAAUUCCAUUGUUGAGCUCUACACGUCUUUUCCAUCGACUCCUCAGUAUAUUCCUCUCGCUCACAGCCACAUACCUACUGCUCAGCACCGGGUCAGAGGCCUUGUUCCCCCCUGUGUUAUCUUGGUUGAUGUUUGUGUGGCUCAACAUGGAACAGGAAGCUGUGCUUGCCCAGGGUGUCUCUAGCAGGCAAGAGCUCUCCACUAUUGAUUUCUCUGCAAAGAUUGACAUCACCAACAUCCGCCAACUGAAGCUGGAUGAUGUCAGAAGAUCUUACUUUUUUGUGUUUUUUAUAAUAACAGCUUUUUUCGGCACUGGGAACAUAGCUUCAAUUAACAGUUUUGACCCAGCAUCUGUUUACUGUUUCCUGACUGUGUUCAACCCCUUCAUCAUGGGAGGACUGAUGAUGUGGAAGGUUAUCAUUCCAUUCAUAAUAGUAAUGUGUACAUUUGAGACCAUCCAAGUUGCAACACAGCUCUCAUCAAGAAGUUUGUUCCUUAUUGUCCUGGUCAUCUCUGAUUUAAUGGCUCUACACUUUUUCUUCCUGGUGCAAGACUAUGGCAGCUGGCUGGACAUUGGCACAAGCAUUAGUCACUAUGUGAUAGUGAUGUCAAUGACCAUCUUCCUGAUGUUGCUGAGUGUGGUCACACACAUUCUCACUUCACAAAGGUUUAUCCUGUGGAGGAAACCCAAGGUGCACUUCACCUAAGUAAACAUGUUGGUGCUUGCAUGCACAUUAUGGACAUGCAUACCAGUUAGACCAACUGUUUAGUAUUUAUUUUACUUUUAGACAUCUUUCAUUUGGCACCUGCCUUAUCGAAGCAGAGUUUGUUUAUAUAAGACAUGAGAUACUGUUUUAGGACUGUAUACGACAGUAUGUAGUAGUGUGCCAAAAGCUUGUGCCACUGGACUAAAUUGUUUAGCGUUUGACACCAUAUGAAAAAGAAAUGACAACUUACUAUAGAGAAUUAUUUCAGGUUUACCUGUGCUUGUUUGUUUGUUUUUUACUUCAAUGUUACAGUGUGAUUUUAACUAAUGAAACAAUUAAAGACUUCCCUCA